AUGAAUCCCGCAAGGAUUAAUUAUGAAAAUUUCCAGAUGUCUGAUUCUAUAUUUGUUUCGAAUAACAGUGAUAUUUACAUGAGUUCUAACAUUGGCAGAGUUGACAAAUGGACGGCAAAUGCGAAGCAUAUGGCUCACUUGAUGACUGUCGAAGAAACAUGUGUUGAUCUGUUCGUAGAUAUGGAUAAUAAUUUAUAUUGUUCAAUGUUUCAAUAUCAUGUAGUCACGAAAAGAUUUUCGAACGAUGAACAUGAGCAGGAUAUAACAGUUCUUGCUGGUAAAUACAACAGUGGUUGGAAGCCAGAUUGUUUGGAUGGUCCUAGGGGAAUUUUUGUCGAUAUUAAUUUUGAUUUAUAUGUCGCGGAUUAUAACAAUCAGCGAAUUCAAUUAUUUCACCCGAGAAAGUUAAAUGGACAAACAGUAGCAGGACAAGGGUCAUCCGAUAUUACAACAAUACUCUAUGGUCCAGUUGCUGUCGUACUGGAUGCUGAAAAACAUCUCUUUAUCGUGGACUAUGAAACUAAACGUAUUCUUGGAUCUGGACCAAAUGGGUUUCAAUGUUUGGUUGGAUGUCAUGAAAAAAUUAUUGAUCCCAAUCAAUUCGACUGUUUCGCAAGUUUUAGCUUUGAUGUGCAUGGAAACACAUUUGUUCCUCUUAAGGACACCCUUCGAAUACAGAUAUUCCAUCUACAAAACGAUUCUUGUGAUGCCUCAUCAAACGUUCAAGCGCAAUACUCAUCGAUCUUACCAGCAAACUACACCACGUUUUCACGUGUUACACUUAAUCACUCGAAAUAUCACUAUGAAGUCAUUGUUAACAAGAAGGCUUUCUACGUUCUCAUCGGCAACAGUAGCGUCGAUCUGUAUGGUCACGUAUACAAAGAUCAUUUUGAUCAAUUCAAUCUGACAAACAACCUCAUUGUGUGGUAUGGCAAAUACUGCAAUAGAAAUCAAUUUAAAUUCACACUUGAACUUUUUCUCAACACGAAAUAUAUCUUGGUUGUAACAAUGUAUAAUUCAAAUGUGACAAGUCCAUUCUCGAUCACUGUAUUCGGUUCUAACACAGUUCAGCUUCAAUGCACGAGUGAGUAA
Messenger RNA from Adineta ricciae, 1092 nucleotides. The record is from the annotation of a GenBank genome assembly. NCBI's taxonomy places the organism in Eukaryota, Metazoa, Rotifera, Eurotatoria, Adinetida, Adinetidae.